Molecule: messenger RNA, 1233 nt
Organism: Protopolystoma xenopodis
Lineage: Eukaryota; Metazoa; Platyhelminthes; Monogenea; Polystomatidea; Polystomatidae
Source: the annotation of a GenBank genome assembly
UUGGUGAUCUGUGGCGCGCGCGGCUUCACCUGUAUUGUCCGCGAUGGGCCUCAGUGUUAUAUGAUGGGAAUGGCAGAUUUGGGAUUCAUACCAUCCGACUUGGAUAAUGGAUUGGAUUUUCUUGAUGGAGAUGAAAGCAUUAUCAAUGGAAAAGAAGAAGAAGAAGAGGAAAAUAAAUGUGCGCGUCAUCCUGUGAUACUGGCUGACAUCAAAACUCAUCUGGAAGAAGACUGUCGCAUUGGAACUGACUCUUUUGAUAUAUGCGAGCAAACUGUAAAUCCUUAUGCCAAAGUCACACCAGAUGAUUUUAAAAUUUUGCGUGUGAUUGGAAAAGGAGGUUAUGCGACUGUGUUUCUUGUUCAGAAGACUGACUUCGGAGGCAAGGAUAAGUUGUAUGCUAUGAAGGUCUUAAAAAAAGCUCGGCUAAUUUGCAAUGAGAAAGACAAAGCACACACCGUAUCCGAAAGAAACAUACUCAAAACACUAAAGGCAUCACAUCCAUUUUUGGUCAAGUUACACUACGCGUUUCAAAACAGCUCAAACUUGUACAUUGUUUUAGAGUACUGCCCUGGUGGGGAUUUUUAUAUUUCUGAGAUUGCUUUGGCAAUUGGUCACCUCCACUCAUUGGGCAUAAUUUAUAGAGACCUAAAGCCGGAGAAUAUAUUGCUUGACCAGUUGGGUCACGUGAAGUUAACAGAUUUCGGUCUUUCAAAAGAAGGUGUUUGCAUGACAAAUACAUUCUGUGGUACAAUUGAAUACAUGGCGCCGGAAAUUAUAAGGUGUGAGGGGCAUGGGAAAGCCGUUGAUUGGUGGAGCUUGGGUACACUUCUUUUUGAUAUGCUUUCAGGCGGGCCCCCCUUUAAUGAAGAGGAUAGCAAACAAGCUACUGCCGAAAAGAUUCUUGGAGGAAAUGUUCGUUUCCCUCCAACUUUUUCUCCAGAAGCAGUUAGCCUCAUUAGAGGCCUUUUACGUCGUAACCCGAAAGAAAGAUUAGGAAGCAAAUAUGAUGUUGAAGAGAUUAAAAGACAUAAGUUCUUCAAGGCAUAUGAUAUAAGCUGGGACGAUGUCUACUAUCGUCGGCUAGAGGCACCAUUUAAGCCUCAGCUUUCUUCUGAUACCGACGUUUCUAUGUUUCAUCCAACUUUUACUGGCCUCCAACCCGUAGUUAGCCCUCCAGAUCCUCGUUCGAUUCCUCCUGAUUUAUUCCAGGUGAUUUAUUUUUUCACUAUCUAA